Mizuhopecten yessoensis (Yesso scallop) is the source of this 1781-nucleotide messenger RNA. RefSeq names its product protein FAM221A-like. NCBI's taxonomy places the organism in Eukaryota, Metazoa, Mollusca, Bivalvia, Pectinida, Pectinidae. The record is from RefSeq and is a predicted model, not a curated record. The coding region runs from base 217 to 1197 and encodes 326 amino acids. The transcript is spliced from 8 exons.
UUUACAUGUUGCUAGCUGAACGCUUCAAUAUUGUAUCGGUGGAGAAUCUAGGAUUAUAUUUUGCCAGAUAUGGCUGUAUAUUUGAAUAUUCCUCUAUAUAUCAUUAAUUGACAAAAAAGGAACAAAAAUAACCUUUGCAUCGUGUGUUCGAAGUGUCAGAAGCAGUUUCAGAAUAGCCCUACAUGUUUUGCUGGUUCGCUACUUUCAUAGUUUAAGAUGGCUGAGAGGCAGUAUCAUUUGAAGUUUGGUGGAAAUUCUGGCGCGUCAGUUGAUGCUUACCUGGAAUAUAAACGCAUAGUUGGAGAUGAUGAUGGUGGUGUCAUGUUUACACCGGAGCAGUAUGAAGCUUACAAGAAAAAAGUCCUGCCAAUGCGGCUUAAAAAUAGAAUAUUCACAGCAUGGGCAGCACCAAAUGGCAUGGACUGUAAACUUGUAGGUCCAGAAACAAACUGUUUUUGCACUCACAAAUAUUCAAGUCACAAAACAGACUUUGAAAACCUUCCAGAUGAUCGUCCAAUAUUGCUGCCCUGUAAAGUGAAGGGGUGUGGCUGUGUUUCCUACCAUUUUGUGCCCCGUAAUGGGAGUCAGGCCCUGAGGUGUACAUGUAAACACUUUUCUGACGACCAUUCCUCAAAACAACCAUUUAAAUGUAAAACAGGUGGCUGUAAAUGUGAGAGAUUUAAAAGUUCCUAUACAUGUGGCUGUGGAGAGCCAUACAAUGCACAUGAGAUGAUAGUGGAAACCAAAGAUGAGAGAUUAGCUAGAGGUCAUCCUGUUGGUCAAGAAGGUGUUCCCUACCAGGCCAUGGGUGGAGUGACCGGCUUCUCUUCGUUAAUGGAUGGCUACAUGAGACUUGACCCAAGUGGAACAGGUGCACCUUCCCUUGAGUUUUUGAACCAGCCUAUUACUUCGUCGGACAAUCCUUUCCUCCGGGGAAACGUUCAGUCUAUCAAACAUCAUCAGACGAAACAAAGAGCUAUAGCAGGAGGUGCAGGACAUUCAGAUGAGACGGAUGCUGACCUGGCGGAGAGAAUGUCGGCUAUGAGACGUCCAGGGGAAUCAGAUAUGGACUACUUUGAAAGGCGAUAUCAGGAAAGGCAAAAAGCUGAGCGAGGCAGAGGACGGGCAAAAGCACUACCUGCUUCAAGAGUAGCGGUGGGGAAAAGGACCACAACACAAAACAAACCAAAAUCAUGAUGCUUUGAUUAUCCUAUUGAUGUUAAGUCAGCAAAGUAUUCAUUAAUGGUAGCAUAUGUUGCUAUGGUUUGAUAUCUUUGGAUAAAAUGUAUUGCUAUAAUUUCUUAUCUGAGGAAGACGUAAUCAUAAUGAAAGUCUAGUGUAUCAAAUUUAUGUAAUAUUGUACUGUGAUAUACAAACACGUAUUGAUUGUGAGAUGAUAGCCUAACUUCCUGUAAUAAAAACGUUAAGCAUUAAAGGUUAAGUAGAUAUAAAUGUUUAGUAGGAAUAUAUCUGUUUUGUAGACCACAUGAUUUAUUAAAACUUUGUUGUUGUAUGGGUAAUCCAAACAAAUUCUGGAACAACAAAUAUCUGAGGACAAAUCCAUUAAGAAUUGUUAUUAUCAGAAACAAAAUGAUAGAGUUAUGUUGAUGUCGUGCCGUAGAAACCAUGCUGAUUAUCUGUUUGUCACAUCCAAUAGUGAUACUUGAUAUAUUGUUACAGUGUUAUACUGAUGUUGAGUCUGUGCCUUUGUUGGACUUCCAGUUUGUUUUUUUAAUUGAAAAACAAAAAUGAAUUCAUCAUUACAACUCGUAUGAAAAUCA